CGGCCCGGCCCGCCCACAGCGAGCCGGCCCCGCCGCGACAGUGCCACGCCGGCGGCCUGCGCGGAGCGAGAUGGGCCGCGACAUGAUCCUGGUCCCCAUCCUGCUCCUGCGCCUCCUCGCCAUCGCCCCGUCGCGGGCCGAGGGCGUCGCGACGGUGGCGGAGGAGGUUAAAAUAGAGGUGCUGCACCUCCCCGAGAGCUGCGGCCCCAAGAGCAAGAAGGGGGACCUGCUGAACGCGCACUACGAUGGCUUCCUGGCCAGCGACGGCUCCAAGUUCUACUGCAGUCGGACGCAAAAUGAAGGUCAUCCAAAAUGGUUCGUUCUGGGUGUUGGACAAGUCAUAAAAGGGUUAGAUAUUGCUAUGAUGAAUAUGUGUCCUGGAGAAAAACGGAAAGUGAUCAUUCCUCCAUCAUUAGCAUAUGGACAGCAAGGAUACGGUAGCACUUCAAGAAAAUACUGCUUUCCUACAGCAUACUUGUCCUCUGUCUCAGCGUAUUCCUGCAUGUUGGGGAAGAUGCCUGCCUAAUCUUGAAUUAGAAAAGAUGCAUGUGGCUUUCUAAAUCUUUACAUGUCUUUCUUUUGUU
Messenger RNA from Cygnus olor (mute swan), 584 nucleotides. RefSeq names its product FKBP prolyl isomerase 7 (gene FKBP7). The coding region runs from base 71 to 526 and encodes 151 amino acids. Gene Ontology annotation, molecular function: peptidyl-prolyl cis-trans isomerase activity. The record is from RefSeq and is a predicted model, not a curated record. The transcript has 3 exons. NCBI's taxonomy places the organism in Eukaryota, Metazoa, Chordata, Aves, Anseriformes, Anatidae.